GGCGCCGCGCCGGCUCCGCUAGCGCCGCACACAGACAAUCAGCUACGAUCCUUGCCUGCACAGAGGAUUUAAAAUCAACGGCAAAUUGCUGAAGAAUUGCACUUCAAGUGGUCUCGAGACAGGAGAAGCAGGUCUUCACUAUAAUGGAAGAGGCCAAGAGCUCAAAGAAUGGAAAUCAUGACCCAAGGAAGUCUGUCCGUCUUGUCUGUGAGGAAGGCAAAACAGUCAAAGUUACAAUUAAUCAAAAUUAUAAAUUUAAUAGAAAUGACAAAUCUGCGAAGGAUGUCGGGAGAAGUUCUCCAAGUGGGAAUAGCAGCAGAAAAAGUAAACAAAAUGAUGUUUGUUCUGAAAAACAAGGAGAAAAUAAAUCAUGCAAAGUAAAUAGUUGUAUUCCUGGAACUAAAGAUUUGGGAUCAAACGUUCAGGAUCGAAGUCAUGGAAAAGCUAAAAAAUUUUCUAAUUUAUCAUCAGCAAUGGAAAACCUGAAACAGACAAAAGCCCAACCAGUGGGAGAAAACGCUCCAGGCUCCCAUGUUUCAGGGAAUGGGGUCACUAUGGAAAGCUUAACAGCUACUCAGAAAGGGAAACUGGUGCUGGAAAAUCCAGUGGGAGUUCAUACUUUGAAGACUAGUGUUGAUCAGGCUGGUGAUCCUGGUAAGACUGCUGCAGAUCAAAGAAAAAUGGAACAUAAGCCUGAUGACUUCAGUAAAAUAAAGAAUUCUGAAUCAACAAAAGAACAUGCAUUGGAAGCGGAUUAUUUAGAAAACACUGGUGUUAUUGAUGAAUCUAAUCUGACAGUUGAACAGCAACUAGGAUUGAAACAAGCUGAAGAACGUCUGGAAAGAGAUUAUAUCUCCCGACUUGAAAAACGUUCCCCAGAAUACACCAACUGUCAGUAUCUAUGCAAGCUCUGCUUAGUCCACAUUGAAAAUAUCCAGGGAGCCCACAAGCAUAUUAAGGAAAAGCGUCAUAAGAAAAAUAUAAUGGAAAAGCAAGAAGAAAACGAGCUGCGGGCGCUUCCGCCACCCUCGUCUGCACAGUUGGCUGCUCUGAGUUUCACUCUCAUCGAGGCAGCGAAUGAACAAGGCAUCUCAGAUGAGGACUUCAGAAUUCGGCAAGAGAUCGUAAACGAGAUGGAGAAAAUUAUUCAACAGCCCUUACCAGACUGUUCCCUGAGGAUGUAUGGCUCCUGUUUAACUAGAUUUGCUUUUAAGACCAGCGAUGUUAACAUUGAUAUCAAAUUCCCCCCUAAGAUGAGUCAACCAGAUGUUCUGAUUCAGGUGCUUGAGAUCUUGAAGAACAGUGCUGUCUACUCAGAUGUGGAGUCGGAUUUCCAUGCCAAAGUUCCUGUUGUCUUUUGCAAAGAUGUUAAAAGUGGUUUGACGUGCAAAGUAAGUGCUAGGAAUGAUGUGGCUUGCCUUACAACUGACCUGCUGGCUGCACUUGGUAAACUGGAGCCUGUCCUGAUUCCCUUGGUUUUGGCUUUCCGCUACUGGGCUAGACUCUGUCACAUUGACUGUCAGGCUGAAGGUGGAAUUCCCUCAUAUUCCUUUGCCUUAAUGGUGAUAUUUUUUCUUCAACAAAGAAAACCACGUAUUUUACCAUCCUAUUUGGGCAAUUGGAUUGAAGGCUUUGAUUCAAAGAGGCCAGAUGACCACCAGCUGAAAGGGGUGGAAGAUGAAGAAUUUGUAAGGUGGGAGUACAAACCACCCACAAAUGGUGCAACAAAAAACUCUGUUGGAGCAGAAAGCAAAGCUAAAGUUGAACAACAAAAAGGUGGUGGCAAGAAGGCAACAAGCUCAGAAGUGGACAACCAAAGCAAUGCAAAAGAGAAACAUGGGAUUUCUCUCUUAGCAUUCAAAACCCCUCACCAAGUUUCACUGGGGCAACUGUGGUUGGAACUUUUGAAGUUUUACACACUGGAGUUUGCUUUGGAGGAAUAUGUCAUCAGCAUACGGGUACAAGAGCUCUUAACCAGAGAGAAUAAAAACUGGCCUAAGAGGCGAAUAGCCAUUGAAGAUCCUUUUGCACUAAAGAGGAAUGUUGCACGAAGUCUAAAUAGCCAGAUGGUAUUUGAGUACAUCCUGGAGCGAUUUAGGACAGCAUAUAAAUAUUUUGCAUGUCCACAAAGUAAAGAUGGGAUUAAAUCCAAGCCAGAUACCAAGAAAAAAGAAAAAGGGAAAAUGAAUAAUAAGAAAUCUGCAAGACCUGAAGAGCCUGUAGCAAACUGUUGCCUUCCACAAGGGGAAGAUGUUGUAGAUAAAGAAGUUACAGGAAGUGGAUGUAACAUACCAGAGAAUGAAAUUGAAUGUAAUAAAGUGGUAGAAGCUGAAGCCAAAAGAUGUACUUCCCAGAACAUGGACCCUUUGCUCCUUUCAGCAUUGGACUCUAGCUAUGAUGAAGACAAAGAAGAUGCUUUAUCCCUUAUUUCUAACGAAUGCUGUGAAUUAAAGGAAAAAUCACCUAAAGAAAGGGAUGAUUUAGAAAUUUCAGUGUGUCUAACUGAGGGUGAGCUCAGCCACCACUGUAACUGCAGUGCACAUCAGCCUGAUGACACAAAUUCCAGUAAUGAGUUUUCUGAUGCUGAAAGUAGGCAGAGUUUGGUACUGGAGCCAUCUCUACACAUGAAGUGCACUGGCACCCCAGCUACCUCGGCCAGCUGCAAAGCAAUGCUGGAAACCCAGGAUCUCAAAGAGGAAGGCAGACUCUCAGCAGAAGAAAUGCAUUAUGUGUUUGAUAAGUUUAUUUUUACUUCAGGAAAGCCACCAACUAUAGUAUGCAGCAUCUGCAAACGUGAUGGACAUUCCAAAAAUGAUUGCCCAGAGGAUUUCAAGAAAAUUGAUCUAAAACCACUACCACCAAUGACAGACAGAUUUCGGGAAAUACUUGAUAUAGUGUGUAAAAGAUGUUUUGAUGAAUUAUCCCCUCCUUUAUCUGAGCAACAAAACAGAGAACAAAUACUGGCAAGUUUGGAGAGAUUUAUUCGAAAAGAGUAUAAUGACAAAGCUAGGCUUUGCUUGUUUGGCUCCUCAAAGAAUGGAUUUGGAUUUCGGGACAGUGAUCUAGAUAUCUGCAUGACAUUGGAAGGUCAUGAAAAUGCAGAGAAAUUAAACUGUAAAGAAAUAAUAGAAGGUCUGGCAAAAGUUCUUAAGAAGCAUCCAGGUUUGAGGAACAUCUUGCCUAUAACAACAGCCAAAGUGCCUAUAGUAAAGUUUGAACACAGGCGGAGUGGCUUGGAAGGAGAUAUCAGUUUGUACAAUACACUGGCACAGCAUAACACAAGGAUGCUGGCUACCUAUGCAGCUAUUGAUCCUAGGGUGCAAUAUCUGGGCUACACAAUGAAAGUCUUUGCAAAGCGCUGCGAUAUUGGUGAUGCAUCCCGUGGUAGUCUGUCUUCGUAUGCCUAUAUUCUUAUGGUUUUGUACUUUCUACAGCAGAGGAAUCCACCAGUUAUUCCAGUUCUUCAGGAGAUAUUUGAUGGCAAACAGAUUCCACAAAGAAUGGUGGAUGGAUGGAAUGCGUUUUUCUUUGAUGACAUGGAAGAAUUGAAGAAGCGUCUGCCUUCUCUUGGGAAGAAUACUGAAUCUCUUGGAGAGCUGUGGCUGGGGCUGCUGCGGUUCUACACUGAGGAAUUUGACUUCAAGGAAUACGUGAUCAGCAUCCGGCAGAAGAAGCUGUUAACCACCUUUGAGAAGCAGUGGACAUCCAAAUGUAUUGCCAUUGAAGAUCCUUUUGACUUGAAUCAUAAUCUGGGUGCUGGAGUCUCUAGGAAAAUGACCAAUUUCAUAAUGAAGGCAUUUAUCAAUGGGAGAAAAUUAUUUGGUACCCCAUUCUACCCAGCUGUUGGAAGAGAAGCUGAAUACUUUUUUGACUCAAAAGUGCUGACAGAUGGGGAGUUGGCACCCAAUGACAGAUGUUGUCGUGUCUGUGGAAAAAUUGGUCACUACAUGAAAGAUUGUCCAAAGAGGAGGAGGUUGAAGAAAAAGGAGAAUGAGAAAGAUGAUGAAAAAGAGGUGAAAGAAGAUGACAGAGAAACAAGAGAGAAAAGGUGUUUCAUCUGUGGGGAUGUGGGUCAUGUUAGGAGAGAUUGUCCUGAAUUCAAACAAACCCGUCAGAGAAAUAAUAGUGUGCCAGGCACGCAGCUGGUGCGGAGCAUGGUAAAUUCCCAGCUGGUGGCUGUGGGCCAGCAGCAGGUGGAGCGACCCCUGCGCACCAGGCAGUCAUCAGAAUGUUCUGAUUCGCAUCAGUCAUCUUACUCUCCACAACCUCAGCAAUUCCCACAGAAUUCCUCUCAGCCAGCCUCCAUUAACCAGACUCAGCCACAAUCAAUAUCCCAGUCUAAGCACGUUCCUCAGCCACAGCAGGGUGCACAGCCACCCCAUCAGGUCCAGCUGCCUUUGUUUAACUUUCCCCAAUCUCCCCCAGGUCAGUAUUCCACCUUGCAUAACCUGGGACUACUUCAGAUGCACCAUCACCACCAAAUUCAGCUUCCCAACACUUCUUGGCCUAUUCAUGGGCCUGUUAUUCACUCUGCACCGGGUAACCCUCCUCAUUCUACAAAUGUUCCAUUUUCUAUGAGAUCUGGCAGCAGCAGCACCACAAAUAACCAGAGCAGUGUAAGCUUGAAUGAUCCCAGUAUCAUCUUUGCACAGCCUGCUGCCAGGCCCAUGGGAAUCCCCAGCACUUCUCAUGAGGGACACUGGCACAAUCCUGUGACUCCAAACUCACUGGUGAACAAUGGCACUGUGGGGAAUUCAGAUGCCAUUAAAGUGAAUGCACAGUAGAGAUGAGCUGUCUCCUGUCUGUUUGAAGCAUGGUUUCAUACCUCCUCAGGACAGUUUGACAACAGUAAGUUUGAGGAAACUUUGUCCUGGCUUGACUUGAAAGGAGCUACUUUAAUUUUCUUUUCAGUAGAUAACUGGUCAGAAGUAGGAUCAUUAGAAAUAUCAAGAGAGACAACUCUUUUUCAUGCAUACUCCAGAGCUGUGCCUCAUGCUGUGGGUCCUGCCUCCUUGGAUGCUUGAUUUCUCAUCCUUAAUGUUGCAGUGAUAUCAGAAUUGUAAAUGGAGUAGCCUUACAAUUUGUAUAUUUAUUUCCAAAGUUUAUAUUUUUCUCUCUAAAAAUAAUUUUUAAGUCAGUCCAGUGAUCUAGAUAGCAAGUUUCUUAAGCAUGUAAGUAUUGGUGGAAUUCCAGUGUCCAUCUGAGAGUUAUUUCUUGCAGUAGGAUAAUAGCUUUCCUGUCACAGCUCUGUCAGUGAUAGUGGAUAUUUGUGUGGGAUCAGACAGUAGUUCUGAACAUUGUUCAGACCUUUUAUUUUUCAUCAUGAGAAAGUCAUAAAAAUAGUGAAAUCACAGCUCUUGAUUUUAAUGUUGAUUCAUCCUCUCUCUUCCCAAUAAUUCUAUUAUAGUGAAUAAUGAAGUAAUUUAGGUGGUAAUUUUUACUGAUGUAUAUUAAAAAAAAAGUAGCUCAUCAGACUGAUCACAUUAAGUCCCCUGCAAACUGUUAUUUAAGAUGUAAAUUGUAUUUGUGACUUACUGUUUAAUUAUUUCAACUUGCAAUGUGCUUUUCCCUUUCAAUUGAAAAAUAGAUCAGGGUUUCCAAGGACAGUUUGGUAAAAUGAACCCUCCUUCUGUCCCUUGGGACCAUGGGACCCCUACCCAUUUUCCUCUCCUCCGAGGAG
Vidua chalybeata is the source of this 5680-nucleotide messenger RNA. RefSeq names its product terminal uridylyl transferase 4 (gene TUT4). The transcript has 29 exons. Gene Ontology annotation, molecular function: nucleic acid binding; zinc ion binding; RNA uridylyltransferase activity. Bases 144 to 4784 code for a protein of 1546 amino acids. NCBI's taxonomy places the organism in Eukaryota, Metazoa, Chordata, Aves, Passeriformes, Viduidae. The record is from RefSeq and is a predicted model, not a curated record.